AUGCUCAACUUAAACGUCCGCGAGCUGCGAAAAUUAGGCAAUAAAGAACGCCAAUUCCCACUGGUAGAGAGACAGGGUUCUAAGCGCAAGCAGCAGGAGUUGAAGCAAACGUUGACAGCCCGCUUGACGGAUAUUGUGAAGAAGGACGAUUCAGCAAUUGGCGACCGACCGACUGGGGGUCAGGAUCCCAACGGCCGUCCGAACAACCGGACAAUUGGAGACUGUCAUCUAGCGAAAUCACGUCUGUGCGACAGUCUGCCGGUGAUCGAAAUCCAGACAAGGCGUCAGCUGAGAAGAUCUCUCAAUGCAGCGACGGUCAACGCGGUCAAAAACUUCAUACAGCUGGCUUCAGCUCAAAAAAUAAUUGUUAUGUGUGGAGCCGGAAUUUCUACCGCCGCUGGCAUUCCCGACUUUCGAUCACCGGGUACAGGCAUUUACUCGAAACUACAGGAGGCUGGUUUGACAUGUCCAGAGGAAGUGUUUGAAAUCCAGCACUUCACCCGCCAUCCCGAAACAUUUUACGAAGUGCUGAGGAGCAUCUGGCGAUCAGACGUGCAUCCAACGGUUGCGCACUUCUUUAUGAGACUCCUGCAUGAUAAAGGCCUACUUUUGCGUGUUUACACGCAGAACAUCGAUGGAUUGGAACGAGCAGCCGGGAUCCCAGUCCACAAAAUAGUACAAGCUCACGGCACCCUCGAUAGCUGCCACUGUCAGCACUGUCAGGCAGUACACCCAAUUCAUUACUUGAAAAGCCAGGCAGCAAAAGUGGCGGUCCCGCGCUGCGUCGUCUGCAAAGGCACACUCCGACCCGACAUCGUAUUUUACAACGAAGAUCUGCCAAGCAGAUUUUUUGAUCUCUUGGACAGAGAUUUUCAGGAGUGCGACCUUCUGAUAGUCAUGGGUACGUCGUUGACCGUAACACCCUUCAAUCAGUUAAUUGAUAAAGUACGCAGCGAUGUGCCCAGACUGUUGAUCAAUGGAAAAGUAGUUGGUGUGGUAAGUACAGAUAAAAUGGCUGUUGUGACGUUCCAAUCAUACUUCUGCAGUUCCCUACUCUGUUUCAUUCGCCAUGAAAUUUUUUGUACAAGAAAGCUUUCGGGAGCAUUCUGGCUUCUGUAGUU
Soboliphyme baturini is the source of this 1121-nucleotide messenger RNA. Lineage: Eukaryota; Metazoa; Nematoda; Enoplea; Dioctophymatida; Soboliphymatidae. The record is from the annotation of a GenBank genome assembly.